Messenger RNA from Nannizzia gypsea CBS 118893, 555 nucleotides. RefSeq lists its product as hypothetical. Gene Ontology annotation, cellular component: cytosolic large ribosomal subunit; ribosome. The coding region runs from base 1 to 555 and encodes 184 amino acids. NCBI's taxonomy places the organism in Eukaryota, Fungi, Ascomycota, Eurotiomycetes, Onygenales, Arthrodermataceae. Gene Ontology annotation, biological process: translation. The record is from RefSeq and is a predicted model, not a curated record. The transcript has 4 exons. Gene Ontology annotation, molecular function: structural constituent of ribosome; RNA binding.
AUGUAUCGGGUUAUCAUUUUCCCUAACCGGUGCAGUUCAUUACUAAGAGUCACGUGCCAGGGCUUUAACCCUCACACAACAAAUUCGCUUAGUCGAAUCUGCAAAGCGGAACUUCAAUCUCAAACCAGCGACGACGACAUAUCAGAGCUUCCAGACGCACCAUUGAAGUUCCUGAUUCAAGAUGAGUACGACUUCCUCCAUCCUAGCAUAAACCAAAAUCUCGAAAACAUGAAUAUAAAAAAUGACCAGAAUGACGAUGAACGCGAUGCUAACGUCUUCGAACAGCUAAGGGAACCUCCAGCUUCGGAAAGCGCCACAACAAGUCGCACACUCUGUGCAGACGGCCUGCGAUCCCUUCACAUCCAGAAGCACACAUGCGCUUCGUGCGGUUACCCAGCUGCCAAGAUGCGCAAAUAUAACUGGAGUCAAAAGGCCCUCCGACGAAGAACCACCGGUACCGGCCGCAUGCGUUACCUCAAGUCUGUCGACCGCAAGUUCAAGAACGGAUUCCAGACUGGCACUCCCAAGGGAGCCCGUGGCCCAGAGAAGGCAUAG